AUGGCCGAAAAGAAAAUGUCAAAGAUCAGUAGCAUAACAUUGUCCGGGGCUUGCAUGCAUGUCUACAGAGCAUCAAAUUUACAUCGCAAAAUGUGGCAUAAAUUGACCAAACAUCUAGAAAGUGUGAAGAAGCAACUAAAGAAACAGCGUUGA
Messenger RNA from Sphenostylis stenocarpa, 153 nucleotides. NCBI's taxonomy places the organism in Eukaryota, Viridiplantae, Streptophyta, Magnoliopsida, Fabales, Fabaceae. The record is from the annotation of a GenBank genome assembly.